AUGUUUGGCGUCUGGGAUUCAGUCUUUUGUCUUGGAGCCAAAAAUGCAAUGACAACCAGCACUCUUCUCGUAAUGUUAACCAUUGCCUCUUCAAAUAACAUAUUCGUUUUAAAGCUGCAAAAUCUGUUGGAUUCAUCGAGUCGUUUCAAAUUUGGAAUUUUUGGAAAAGCGGUCAUCUUGUUUCCAUCGAAUGUGCUUUUGCCAAUGCUCGGUGUCGUUUCUGUCCGACUGGUGCCAAUAGAACAGGGGAUUGAGACGAAGCGUUUCUUAAAUAUGAUCGAGGCUCACCCAUCGUAUUCUGAUCUCGCAAAUAUCACUGACAUCUAUGUGGGCGCUUGGGAGCCCAUCUAUCCACCAUAUGUCAACUUUUCGGGGAUCACCAUGCUUGCGGGGGUCAUCGCUUUAUUUAUUCUGGAAAUAGUGGUCAAGACACACGUCUCCAUACACGGAUGCUAUUUCAUCCUUGACAAUGGCAGUUUGCACUUGAGCAAGAAAACCAAGGAAAUGCAAAAGAAGUUCUUUAGGGUCUUAUGGCUACAGGUAUCGAAUACGCUUUUUUCCAUCGGUUUUCCGGCCAUCUAUUCUUUGAUCAUCAUUCUCAUUCAACCAAAUUUCAUCGUCCAAUGGUUAAACAAUUUAUUUUUUGCAAUCGCCUAUUGCCAUGGAAUUAUCGGAUCGAUCACGAUUCUCCUUUUGACUCACCCAUAUCGGCUCUAUGUGCUCUCUCUUAUCAAAAAAACUCGAAUUAAUGGAUUUCUUAAGAAACGGCUCUUCAAUCCACCCAACAAAAUACUAAUUUCCGUCACUCAA
This is a messenger RNA of Mesorhabditis belari, 810 nucleotides long. The record is from the annotation of a GenBank genome assembly. NCBI's taxonomy places the organism in Eukaryota, Metazoa, Nematoda, Chromadorea, Rhabditida, Rhabditidae.